CCCCGGCAAGAAGCUGCGGCUCUGGGGUUUGCAGCCGGACGAGGCGGAAGUCGCUCUGUUCCUUUACAGUCCCUCAGUCUGGCGGAAAUUAAAGAGCUGUAAGAGAGGUUCCGGAGCUGGCCUGGCGUGUAGGUGGCCAGAUGGAGACCGAGACCGCACACCCGCCACUGACCCGCCGCCCGCCGCUGGCCUCUUCCUGGGAUGCCGCGUGCGGAGCCCUGGCCCAGAGUCUCCAUCUCACCCGGUCUGAUCUCGGCACCCGGGACGCCGACUGGGAGGAGCUGCUGGCGCCGCCUGCCACCGGCCAGGAUCUGGUGAUUUUGAAAAGGAACGUGAACAGCCAAGAUGAAAACCCCUGCUUCCUUUACCUGAGAUGUGACCCUCCUGGAGGUGAAGAAAUCGUUUCUAUUGGCAUUUUAAGUUCAGCAAGAAAUAUGGAAGUAUACUCAGGAGAGGAGUACUGUGGAACCAGUAGGGGCAAGAAUGUUUGUAAUGUUCUGGAUAACAGUGAACAUGAAAAGAUUAUUUUGUACAAAAAAUAUCUAAAAUUGGAGUCUUCCACACAUGCUUGUAAAAUAAAGUUGCUCUCCUUUGGUGAAAAGCAGUGUGCAUUCAUCAGUAAAGUUGUGGUACACGUGAGGCCAGUUUCGGCAAAUUCUUCAGCAGGCUGUCCUGCUCUAGGAUCAAGGAUAGACCUGGAGAGGGUCCAAACCAUCAUGGAGUCCUUGGGGUCAAAGUUGUCACCUGGAGCUCAGCAACUCAUGAAUAUGGUUAGAUUCCAACAGCAGAAUUGUAUUCCCAUCGGACAGCAGCUUCAGUCAGCUUUGGGAAGCACUGGAUUCAAGCACAUGACCGGCCUGCAAUCACCAUCUGUUUCAGGGGCCUUCGACAAGUCAUCCCCCACACCUUUCCCCUCCAGGACUGGAUUGACAUCUGGAAACGUGGCUGAAGACUUAAAAGCUUACAUUGAUAAAAGUACGCAGCCAGCUGGUGGAGGAAAUAUGACAAGCCUCCAAGAGUGUAAAAUUGUGCCACAAAACCAUUCUCUUCCUGAGAAUGAUCUUAAGAAUGCAGUAUCUUCUUUGUUACCAAAGAAAGCAAGUGACAACUCACAUAUACCUAACUCUGAGUUGCUGCCUGUUCUGCAGAAUCUGUGUAGUCAAGUGAACCAUCUCCGUGUGGGACCCAACACCAAGUGGCAGGAAAGCAUCACCAAGCCCGGCGAAGGCACUGUUGGUGUUGCAAUGGAAGAGCAAUCCAUUUGUUCCUACUUGGAAAAGAUUCUUUCUAAAAAUAUGGAACUGAUGGAAAAGAAACUUAUGGACUACAUUGAUCAGCGAAUAUAUAAACUCCAGGAGCACAUAGAUAAUAAGAUUGCUUUGUUAGUGGACUUGCUGCAAAGUCCCAACUCCCCACCCUCUGGCAUGCCUCUAAGACAUUAUGACUCUGGAGAAAGACUUUCAAAUGGAGAAAGAUAGCGCUGAACAUGUUCAAAGUACUACAGAUACUUAUUACAUAUUUAUUACAAAGCCGAACCCCCCAAAAAAGUUUAUGAAAAGCAGGUAUUUAAUGUCAUUUGAGGAUCACCGUUUACUUACGUAAAGCAGUCUCAGUGUUCAUUUUAACUGACUGUUACUGUAAAUCUCAUCCUGUACACUAAGAGUUAACAUGAUAGGGUCAAAAAUUAUUUUUGUUUUCCAUAUUUUUCACUUUUAUAAGAAAUUCACAUAUACCUCUGGGUUGCUUAAAGUGUUCAGAUUUUUUAAGAAUUUCUAAUGCUUUUCAUUAGUUGGUAGUUUAUAUGUGUUUGAUUGGAAUACUCUUAAGUUUCAGAAAGACCUUAUGUUUUACGGGUAUACAAAAUGCUUAGAAUAUUUGAUUGAUAUUGUUUCUUUUUCUAAUUGAUCUUAGAAAACUGGGUACUUAGGACUUGCAACCUUUAAUUUCAGAUCACCAUAUUACCUUUUUUAUUGUUUAUUUCAGAUAAAAAAUCAGAUGGGAUAUUUGGCAUGUGUAAAAUUGGUUUACAUUGGGGCCAUUAAUUUUGUGUUCUGUCACACUGUAGUUAUGGAUAGAAAAGUAAAAAUUAGAACUGACUAUUCUUUGUUAGGAUUAUUACUUUAGAUUUUAUGUUUGAUGUAAAAUGAGAGAAGUCAUCUUGUUUGAUCUCCAUCAACUCAGAAAGUAGAAGGAAUUCUCUCCUUUUCUGAGCUGAUACAGGUUCUUCUUUCCAGAGCCCUUUUCUGAUUAAAGUGUGAAAUGCUGAGGUUCUGCAUUGAAGGAUUAAGGCAUAUGAAUCAAGGAGAUUGCAGUUCUCUCUGGCAGACAUGAUUUUCAGAAAUUAUACCUAUUGUAUAUGUGUUGUAAGGUGAUAUAUUUGCAUCUGAAAAAUAAAUGCAUCCACUCUGGAAAGUACUUGUCUUAAACAAAUAAAAAUAUAUUUUUUUCAUCUAAUAUUUAAAAUGAAAAAGGAUGGUUUACACUCAUUUAGUAUGUUGUAUUUUGAUGAAUUUAGUUCUUUGAAGUGAAAACUAAUAUAAAGUGUGGUCAUUUAUUAAUCACUCUGACCUUAGGGACAUGAGGACUUGUAUAUUACUUUUAUCAGUCUUUUCCUAAUUUAUUAACAACAUAUGUAGCCAUUAGGUAGCAUUUCUUUCAGCACUCAGGAGAAAUGUGUCUCAUUUAAAGCUGAACCCUUUCAUUAAUAGUUUAUACAAUUUCUAAAAAAAAAAAUAGUUUAUACAAUUUCUGAUUAUUGUGGUCUGUUCUUUGAUUCACAAAUUGCUUUAAUAUAAUUAUAACUAGAACACAUAUGCUAUGUUUUCUAAAGUAAUUAAAAUAAAUACAAUAUUCAUGAUUAUAGUAGUAGAAAUAAUUCAGAUGAACUUUAAUUCCUGAUCAUCCAUUUCUUAAUUUCUCCAUGUUAAUAAAAACCUAAAUUACAUAUUAUAUAUAUUAGAGAUUCAUAGGUAUUGAUUUUCUUAUACGUACAAAUUGCUAUACGUAUGUAUAUGUAAUUGCUUUAUUAAAAUUAUUAUCACCUAAGAAAAUACUGCCUGAAUUUGCUCAGAUAGGAGGAGCAGACCACAGUAUGUACAAAAUCUCUAUUAAGUCUUUUUUUUUCUUGUAACUUUUCUGCCCUUGUAUGUGGCACACCCAGUAAGUCAAGUCUGGGAAAUCAGGGCUGGCAAAUGCACCUUCAGAGGUGUCAGGGUAACCACUGCAGUUUGAGGUGGCUGCAAGGGGUGUGUGGGUGAUCAAAAAUUAAAUCAAGAUACAGGUUACGGGGAACUUCCCUGGUGGUGCAGUAGUAAAGAAUCCGCCUGCCAGUGCAAGGGACACGGGUU
Messenger RNA from Delphinapterus leucas (beluga whale), 3347 nucleotides. Its product is annotated as ATPase PAAT. The record is from RefSeq and is a predicted model, not a curated record. Lineage: Eukaryota; Metazoa; Chordata; Mammalia; Artiodactyla; Monodontidae.